Messenger RNA from Coccomyxa subellipsoidea C-169, 1860 nucleotides. Its product is annotated as TPR-like protein. Gene Ontology annotation, molecular function: protein binding. Gene Ontology annotation, biological process: cell division. NCBI's taxonomy places the organism in Eukaryota, Viridiplantae, Chlorophyta, Trebouxiophyceae, Coccomyxaceae. The transcript has 10 exons. Bases 1 to 1860 code for a protein of 619 amino acids. The record is from RefSeq and is a predicted model, not a curated record.
AUGGAGGAGUUGAGGAACCGGAUCACUCAUCUGAUGGAGAAUGAGCUUUACAGCUCAGCUGAAAUCCUGGUGCUUCUUGCAGAUGCCCUGUCUGGCAUGAAGGAGUACAAACGGGCACUGGGGAGAGGGCGCGGUAGUCAGCCAGAGCUGCGCGUGAAGGUAGCGCAGUGUUGUACAGAUCUGCUGAUGUACAGUGAUGCCCUGGCUGAGCUCGAAGCCAUUGAGAAGCCAGCCCGCACUCUGAAGGUGCACAGCUCAAUGGCCUGCCUCUACAAGAGGCUGGGCAAGAAAGCAGCAGCGGUGGCUGCCUACCAGGAGUGCUUGCGUCUGUGUCCUUACGCAGUGGAGGCAUUGAAAGCUCUGACAGAGAUGGACUGCUCCCCACCAGAUCUUGUGGCGCUGAUGCCAAAGAGCCAGGCCGAAGGGGCAGCUGAUAGCAGUGAGCGGCAGGCGGACCUGGAGGGAUGCAUACACAUCAUGGUGUGCGGCUACGCGGCGCUCGCAGCGUCGGAUUAUGCGGCAGCAGCGGUGCACUUCACUUCGCUGACCGGACUGCUCCCGGACAACCUGCAUGCGCUGCUGUCUGCCGCGCAAGCGCUGGCCGGCAAGGGCGACACCUCGGCUGCCUUGAGUCUGUAUCUGCGGAGCCGAGCGUUGGACCCGUCAAACGCAGAGGGCAUGGACCGGUACGCGCUGCUGCUGAGGGACCGGGGGGACCGGAGUGAGCUGUCGCGCCUGUGGCAGGAUCUGCGCGGCUGCGCCGGCGGCCGCCCAGAGACGUUUGUCGCCGGGUCCGCCUACUGGGAAGCCAACGGCGACUCCGCACAGGCCAUGCAGAGCGUGCAGGAGGGCCUGGAGCAGUUCCCCAGCGAUCAGCUGCUGAACAUUCAGAGGGGUCAUCUGCUUAUGAGGGGGAAUGACGCGCUGGCGGCCACCAAGUGCUUCAACCUGGCUUUGGGACCCCCCAUCGAGAUGGCGGCCUUCAACGGCCUCGUCGCAGCGUAUCUCCAGCUCAAAUGGCACAAGGAGGCGCUGAGGGUGGCAGAGUCAGCGACCAAGGUGGCGCCGCACAGCGCGCAGGGGCUGGUGCUCAUGGGCAGGGUUCAGGCUGCCAAGGGCUGCCCGCAGGAUGCCCGGCAGUGCUUUGAGAAGGCCGUGCGCUCCGACCCCAAAUGCGCGCAAGCCUCCAUCGCCCUAGCGGACAUUCACCGCAGGGCGGGGCAGCCACAGCAGGCGAUCGAGGUGCUGAAGCAGCAGAUGCUGACAGUGAGCUCAGAGGAGCUGCAGCUGCACCUGGCGCACGCCUACAGGGACUAUGGCAGCGCGGCAGCAUACCCCCAAUACGCUCCCAGCCUGCAGAUGGCCAUGAUGAUGUACCAGGCAGUCCUGUCUCAGAACCCAGGUUGCUCUGACGCCAAGCAGGGCAUCCAGACUUUGGAGCAGGUGCUGUCAGCCGCUCAACGCAGCUCUGUCUACCCACCGCCACCGCCGCCAGGUCCCAUUCCUGAGCACCUCCGCGUCCCUCAACAUGUGCCCAAGCCCGGCACAGCCACCGACGCGACACUGCUCGCACAAGACCCCCCUGCAGCCCCCCUGACAAUCGCAGAGGCGCCUGCAGCUGGGGUGCCUGCAGUGUCACGCUACACCACGCCGGCCGAGGCGGCUGCACCGGCCAGAGCAGCCGUGCCAACGAGCCUGGGUGCUGCCGCGCCGUGGUAUCCAACCCCGGGUCCUGGGAUUUCCGUCUGGAGCCCCCCGGCGGCUGACAGGCUGGCAGCUACGCCACCGCCGCCGGUGCGCAGGAAGGUGACUCCCCAAGGGAGAUUAUGGCGAGAUCUGCCGCCGCCCACGCCAGUGUAG